This is a messenger RNA of Gilbertella persicaria, 2610 nucleotides long. RefSeq lists its product as uncharacterized. Gene Ontology annotation, molecular function: phospholipid binding; protein binding. Lineage: Eukaryota; Fungi; Mucoromycota; Mucoromycetes; Mucorales; Choanephoraceae. Gene Ontology annotation, biological process: cytoskeleton organization. Gene Ontology annotation, cellular component: cytoplasm; cytoplasmic side of plasma membrane; plasma membrane. The record is from RefSeq and is a predicted model, not a curated record. The coding region runs from base 50 to 2407 and encodes 785 amino acids. The transcript has 8 exons.
CUUAUUUAUAUAUAUAUACACUCUAAUUACGUAUUUUAUCCUUUCUAAAAUGACUACAACAAUGAGUUUCUCAGAUAGUUUUUGGGAAAGUAUUGAUAAAAAUGGUAUUACUAUCUUGAUGGAGAGAAUGCGAGGUGCUAAACAAACUUGUGAGCGAUUCAAACAUGCUUAUGAAGCAAGAGCAUUGCUGGAAGAAGAGUAUGGUAAAACACUGUUACAAAUUGCUCAAAAGCAAAAGCCAUCCAGUGUAGAGAAUGGUUCUAGUCGAUCUGCUAUGAAUGCUAUGCAGAAGGAGUUUAUAUCGAUUGCUGAAUCUCAUUUACACCUGUCAAAUCUUUUGCGCGAAAAUAUCAAUUUGCCUCUAACCAAGCUACUCAAUCGACAAAAAUCCUUAAGGAAAGAGCUUCAAACUUCCAUUCAAAAAUUAUACAACAACAGACAACUUCAAGUUCAUUUUGUACGUAGAGCUCAUAAGCGUCAUAACCUUGAAAUCGAAAAAGCCAAUUUACUGGUUCAACAACAAACAAACGAAAAAGAUAAAAUGGCGACAUUUAAAGCAGCAGAAGUGACUAUUGACAAGUUGAAAAAGGUAUAUGAUGAAGGAUUGAAGGACCUUAAAAAGGUGAUAGAUGAAUGGAAUACAGAAUGGAAAAAGACAUGCGAGAGCUUUGAAAAGCUGGAGCAAGAAAGAUUAGAAUUCUUCAAAUCAAACUUAUCCAACUGUGCAAAUCUAAUGCUAGGCAAUCUUGAAAAUGAAGUCCAAGCUUGUGAACGUAUCAACUCCGAAGCUUUGAAUAUCAAUAUCCAAGAAGACUUGACGGAAUUUGUCAAGGAGAACAAGUCCAGCACAGUGAUUCCAAAUCCCAUGGAAUACAUUAAGAUACAUGCAUACUAUGAAGCCAACCAAGAAAAAGACUCAAAGCAUUCGUCCAGUGCUUUCAAAGAUACAAUGGAUAACGACGAACAAAGUGAAUCCGAAGAUAGGUCUCAUGUCCCUGUUCAACGAAAGAGAUCCUCGACUGUGUCUGGUACAGUCGAUAGUCCAAAGAAACCUUCUGCUAUUGUUGCAAGAUCAGAUGCUGAAAGUGAUCUAAAAGGUGUAGAUAAACAGAUUACCGCAGAGCAUGUGGCUGAGACUCCUACUAAAGAACCAGUCUUGAUGGUGGGUGUAAUGGAAGUGUAUCCAUCAGAUGAAGAAGAGGAUGAAGAAGAAUAUGAAUAUAUCACAGAGACAGAAUCUGAGCCAGAAAAUGAAGGUGAUCACGAAAAAACAAGACAAGAAGUCGCAGACAAAAAGAUCUCAAGCGAAGUAGAAGAAAUCAAAAUUAAGGAAAAGUCUGUUGACAAAGAAACUCGUCUUGAAAAGAGUGAUUCUGUAGAAAAAAAAGAAGAUCAAUCCUCUCGUUUACAGCAAGUCCAGAACGACGAUUCCCCUCCUUCUUUAUUAACAAAGCAUAGCUUCGAAACUAACAGAAGAGUUUCAUUUAUUCAAAAUGCCAAUGCACCACUUUCUAUCAAGACAGAUCCAGCUACUAAUACACCAAGCCGUUUAGAGCAAUAUGCUAGUAAAUACAUGAAUUCAACUCCUACCUCACUUGACAGAUUCAGCCAGCCCAAUGCAAAUGAUCAGUAUUUGAUGGGCGAUGAAUAUGAUGUGACUUCCCCUUCUGAAGCAGCAGCGUUUGAGUUAGAUGAUAUGUUGAGAAAGCUUGAUGCUAAACGUAUCAGUCGUACAGAAGAAGAAAAUACUCGACAACCUGAUAUUCGACCCACUGCUUCUAUUUCCUCUCCUAGUUUACUACAAAAGCAACAACAAAGAAGAAGUAAUAUUUCAUCUCAAUACUUUCAACAAAGACAGCCCUAUGACAACCUAUCAACACGUCGUAUGAGUACUGUUGAAACAACCCAUUCUCCUUAUGGAUCUGUGAGAAGUACUACGAACGAUUUUUAUGAUCCAUUUAAUUCUCUUUCUUCGAAAGAGACAGGAACUGAUGGUAGCAGCAAACGAAGCAGUUUUGCUGAGAGUCCAAGUUUUCAACAGCCAUCAGCACAAACAAUUCGAGAACGCAUGCUUUUGAAAGACACUAGUGAAAAGCCUUCUUUUCGCAGAGAUAGCUUUGUUCAAGACUUUUAUAAUGUGAAUGCAAAGAGCCCUGAUAAUUCUGUCAAAUCAAGCAACACAGCAAAUUCUGGUCAAUUCAUUGAUUUUGCUAUUGCUCUUUAUGACUAUGAUGUUGCGGACGAAGGUGAAAUUGCUUUUAAAGAAGGUGAUUUGCUCGGUAUUAUUUCCAAAAACAAAGAAGAAGAACAGGGCUGGUGGGAAGCAAGCUUGUUGAACCGCAGAAAUCAAAAAGUGAUUCGAACAGGGCUUGUGCCAAGUAACUUUUUAGAAGCAGUGUCAAAAUAAACAUCAUUGAUCAUGUUUAAAAAUAGCCAUUCAUCUAAAGUUGUGCCUGAAUUUAGUAGUGUUGUCAGCCGUAGCUAAAUCAAAUAACUAGACCCAGUUUAUUGCUUAAUAUAGAUACAACUGUUACAGUACAAAAGUAAUGUUAUAGUUGAAACUUUUGUCUACAGUACCGAGCUAUGGAAGGACCCCUUGUAAAAAUCUAC